CACAGUGGCAGAGCUCUGUGACUCCACCAAUCAGGCGCAAGGUAAAGGCGUUCCUCUUCCUCUCCCUGCUCAGCUUCGCUACAACCUCAUUCAACGAGGUCUUUCCUCUCUGGAGCCUCACUGACUGGAGGUUUGGAGGGCUCAGCUUCGGCACGAACCAAGUUGCCAUGGCCCAAACCUGCGCAGGAAUAUGCUCUGUGAUUUUCCAGCUGUACGUGUAUGCGCCUCUUGUCAACAGAGUGGGUGCCCGGGGAGCCGUUCAGGUGGCGCUGUCAGGCGGAUUCGUUAUAGUCACAUGGCUUCCCUUCAUCCGCAUGUUUGGCCAUGGCAGUGGCGCCACUGUCAUCGCUGCUUGCCUUUCUCUCGCCCUGCGAAGUUUUGCGCAGUGUGUGUUCACAUCAGCGCCUACAGAGCAGGAAGCGGUGGUGCCGCCAACGGUCAAGUUCAUUAUCGGCAACGAGUUCUGCGAGAGAUUCUCGUUCUACGGCAUGCGAGCGAUCCUGGCGAUGUACCUGAACGAGAGAUUAAAGCUGUCGCAGGCAACGGCGACGGAGAUGGUGCAUCUCUUCAUCGUCGCCGCGUACCUCGCUCCCCUGUUUGGCGCGUUCAUCAGCGAUAGCUACCUGGGCAAGUACCGGACCAUCCUGUACCUCUCCUUCAUCUACUGCGCCGGCAACUGGCUCGUCGCCUUCUCCGCGCUUCACACCACGCCGUCCGCUGCGCUCCCGUGGGCCGUCGCGGGGCUGACCUGCCUCGCGCUGGGCAGCGGCGGCAUCAAGCCGUGCGUGUCGUCGUUCGGCGGCGAUCAGAUCGAGAUGACCAACCCUCCCGGCGCGGCUCGGGACCGCCUGGUUCGGCAGUUCUUCUCGUAUUUCUACUUCGCGAUCAACGUCGGGUCGGGGAUCUCGACGAUCGUCACGCCGCUGUUGCGCGUUAAUUUCUCGUAUAGCGCCGCGUUCGCGCUGCCGGCCGUGCUGAUGAUGGUUGCCACGUGUCUCUUCUGGCUCGGCAGCGGGAGUUACGUGCACCAGCCGCCCGCGGGAAACGUGGUGUCGGAAGUCCUCUCGAUAAUCAUCUCCGCUUUAUGGCCGGGGAAAGCGCGGCGGAAAUCCUACCCCACCCUGGCCAUGCCCAUGCCCAUGCCCAUGCCAAUCCCGGAACGCCACGCCAGCUGCGCUGACGUGGACAGCUCCCCGCUCCUCUCCAGCAGCCCCGCGUCGUUUGGCGCGGGCAGGGGAGGCAGCUUCCAAUCGGGGAGCCCGCUGCUAGGCGGCCAGUCCGAAUCAUUUCAGACUCAGACUCAGAGUCAGCAGCGGAAAGGCAGCCAGCCGACGCUGCAGAAGAAGCUUUCAAAGCGGGGUAGCAAGCGGGCCAUAGUGCCGGUGGGGUUUGUUCCCAAGGCGCACUGGCUGGAUCCCGCCAAGGGCGCGCACGGGGAGGAGGCGGUGGAGGACGUGAAGCUGCUGCUGCGCGUGCUGGCGCUGUUCGCCCCCGUGCCCAUCUUCUGGUCGCUCUUCGACCAGCAGGCCAGCCGCUGGGUCUUCCAGGCGGAGCGCAUGGACGGGCGCAUCUGGGGGAUCACGACCAUGAAUGCAGCGCUCAUUCUGGUGAUGAUACCGCUAUUUGAUCAGGUGAUUUAUCCUUCGUGCGAGCGCCUGGGCGUGUCCAUCCGCCCCAUCCGCCGCAUGGCCACCGGCAUGACCCUCGGCGCCCUCAGCUUCGCGCUCUCCGGCCUCCUCCAGAUUUGGAUCGAGGCUCGGGCCAAGUCUGGCUCACCGAGCCUGCUACUAGGCUCGGCAGUGACCGCUGCUGUUGCAGGGGUGGGGAGUGUGGGCGCAGGGGAUGGAGCUGGUAGGGUGCUACUGGACAUGAUUGGGGGUAACAUGACAGCAAGUGUUAGCAGUUUUGGCGGCAUGAGUGGUAUGAGUAGCAAUGCCAGCAUGAUGAGCAAUAUGAGUGGUAUUGCUGGUCCAAUUGUGGCUGGUCCCACGAUGGACGGAUGGGGGGGUGACCUGGUGGCAAUGGGAGCGGCAACAGCAGCAGCAGUGGGUACAGCAGGAACAGCAGCAGUGGAAGCAAUGGGAGGCCUAGCAGCAGCAGCAGCGGGGGCAGCUGGAAACAGCAGCAGGCAUGUGCUGCAAGCGUGUGGGGACCCGGGCAGCCCGCCAUGUGUGUCACUGGCAUGGCAGGUGCCACAGUAUGUGAUCAUGACAGCGGGGGAGAUCCUCUUCAGCAUCACAGGCCUUGAACUCGCUUACUCUCAGGCCCCCGCCAGCAUGACUGCUGUUGUCACUGCUUUUUGGUGCCUCACUGUGGCUGGAGGUAGGGAGUGUGUUGUCUUCACUGCCGUGUGCCGGAUUCACUGUCAUGUGCCUGCUCUCCACCACUCUGCUGCCCCACUCAUCGUGUUCCGCAUCCCUCCUUCUCAUCUCUUUCCUCCCGCUCCAGGCAAUCUCUUCACGGCGGUGGUGGUGGGGACUGUCGGCUCACACCUCUCUCAAACGCAAGAGUUUUUCUUCUUCACCAUCAUGUGCCUCAUCUCCACUGCUCUACUACUCUAUGUCGGCAAGGGCUUCAUCUAUGUAGAGAGCUGCCAGGACUUUGAGCAACCUGACCCCUUCUCGCAGGGUGGUGCUGGUGGGUUUGGUGCAGUUGGUGGGAGUGGUGAGGGGCAUAGUGCCCCAGUGGCUGUGCCUGGUGGGUCGGGCGUGCGGCACGAUGCGCUGUUUGAUAUUGAAGGGGCGGGGAGCGUGAAUUCGCCGCCUGCUUCGUACACUGACACGCCUACAUGA
Messenger RNA from Closterium sp. Naga37s-1, 2792 nucleotides. The record is from the annotation of a GenBank genome assembly. Lineage: Eukaryota; Viridiplantae; Streptophyta; Zygnematophyceae; Desmidiales; Closteriaceae.